Molecule: messenger RNA, 2194 nt
Organism: Medioppia subpectinata
Lineage: Eukaryota; Metazoa; Arthropoda; Arachnida; Sarcoptiformes; Oppiidae
Source: the annotation of a GenBank genome assembly
GCCCGAUGACUACGAAGAGGGAAAGAAACUGGAUUUUACGCAAAAGUCGUUCACAUUUUCCGAGAGUAUCGUCAAAUUCAAGCGUUUGGAUCAGUUCCAGAAGAAUGUGACCAAAAAACUGGACCCAAUCAUGAAACGGGUGGCGCCGCGACUCUCGGAGUUUCUCUUCUACAUUGAUCUGCCGUCAGAUUGUAUGACAGCAUUGGCUCGUGUGGGACAAGCCAUCCGAGCGCAGGAGACCUGGGCUUUCAGAUUCUUGGACUCUUCGCCGAUUGGAAAGAUGGACUUAACUUCACUGCCAUUUGGCGAAUACGACGAGUGUCUGGACAUUGAGAGCCGAUACCAAUGGGACAAACCCAUGAUAUACGGCCAGUACUGCGCCCUCGGACUACCCCUCUCUAUCAUACCUCCGAGCGGUUCCCACACCGCGGAAGACAAUCGCCGAAACGACGCCAUGUUAUUGAAUUAUAUGCGACAACGAGCUAACUCUACCGAAGAGAGGACACCGCAAAAGGAUUUCAUGGAUCGGCUGAACAACGAAACCGAUGGACACCUAAUGGAAGGGUUAAUGAGAUAUAUUGAAUACUUAGGCGAAGAGGAGGUCCGACUCCCGCCCGGUAUUUGUCUUCCAACCGCUUGUAAUGCAAAAGACUUUGAGUUCGCGAUCAAUAAGAUACUUUAUCCGUUCACACACUUCAGUAUUAGCAUUAAUCCUGACUGCGAUUAUAAGGACAAACCGAUUUCCAUCGAUAAAUAUCAAAUAACUUCAAUAGUUAUGUUGUCACUAAUGGGAACAAUAUGUAUAAUUUGUACAAUUAUUUACUUAAUCCGAUCGACGGAAACGUCGGACAAACCGGUGGCCGACGGGAAACCGACGGCCCGAGUGUUUCAAGUGACCGACUGUUUCGCAAUUGUACCCAAUUUUGUGUCUAUUUUUGAUAUGCGGUCAAAGCCUAACCGACUGUCGGCGGUGGACGGCGUGCGGGCCGUACUGUGCUUUUGGAUGUUUAUCCAACACGAGUACGACAUGGGAUACCUUCCCUUCCAGCACAAGAGGACCUCCCAAUCGGCUCCCUAUGACUUUCACACAUCCCUACGCUAUAUAUUUCUCAUUAACUGGAAUCUGACCGACACUUUCUUCCUGAUGGCCGGUCCUCUUUGGCCGCUCAUCAGUCAUAUAUUACAGAAGCCUUGCAUUGAGAGUCCGAUGUCUACCAUAUUUAUGGUCAAUAACUACAUAUCAUUCCCCAAUUUAGUGACAUGCGUUCCCGCCACGUGGUAUGCGUCGACAUACUUUCAGCUAUGUUUAUUGGCACCGUUUGUUGUGCUAAUACUAUACUAUGCGCCCACAAUUGGCAUACUUUGGUCACUUGUGGUCAUAAGCUUCGGCUCAUUCCUAUCGAUAUCACCCAAACUGAUCGCCGGAAUCCCGCACUUCUUCGAGUCCUAUAAGAGCCUCAGUAUUGAUACAGUGGUCAGUAGUGUCGGCCAUCACUUAUGGGGCAUUGAAACUCACGUUCAGCUCUAUGUGUUGGGCCUAUUGUUUGGUUACUUAACCAAACGGCACCCAAACAUGUAUUUGGGCGGCAUUUUUGGCGAACUGGCCAUUUGGUUGACCACUUGGGCCAUGACUUUCUACGCGAUCUUUUGGCACAGAAAUUAUUUCAAUUUUGAAGAAUAUUCUGUCACAGAAUCGGAAAUAACACAUUGGAUUCUGUGGUCAAAGCUAUGUUACGGUGCCGGAUGGGCAUGAAUCGGCACAAUUAGAGAGAGAAUAUUCUACAGCAACUAUUAUGUGUGGACAGUAAUUAUAUUUGACUACAUAUUGGCGUUUAUACUAUCGGUAAUCGUCAACGUAUUUGUGACCAAACCGUUGGCCAAUGUCUUGAAUCUGGUCUACAAAGUGGACAAAACUCGCGACAUAUUUGACGAAAAUAACAACAAUUGGCAGCAAAACGGCAAAGAAGUGCUGCCUUUGGACGCCGUCAACGACGACAAGGAAGUGGUGGUCUUCACGAACUCCGCCUUCGAUGGCGACAACGAUAUCAUCGCUAAAGUAGUCAACACUGAGACUCUGAUCAACAAUAAUAGCAAUAAUAAUAAUGUGGGUGAUCAUCACUAUCUGGUGGACAGGGAAUCGGUUCCCAAACGUGUGGUCAAUGCGAACAAUGAUAUCGUGUUUCGUAUGAAUUGA